AUGACAGGAGAGCCAAGAACGCUUUAUUAUGAUGAAGUAUUUCAAACAUACAAGAAAGUGGUCCUGGAUAACUUUCCGGGCGACGUACUGGCCGUGCUUCAAAUGGGUGGGAGCGACAAACUUCAUGGAAUCGAAGUGCUGAAACCAGAUGAAACCACAUAUAAAAGAGCUUUGGCGACAAUAAACCCAAUACGAAUCAGGUGGCUGAAUCCAACCAGCUGGCUGAAUCCUCUCAAGUGGACGAAUAACCUAAAUAUGCGAUAUGAUCCAGGAGGUUAUAAAAAAUGGAAAAUAUGUAUGACAAUGAUCGAAGAAGAGGAGAAAAGGAGAGGUAUGAAAUACGAGUUUGUUGUCCGUACUCGUCCCGACUUGAUGAUUGUCAAAGAGCUUCCACCUCUCGAAAGAUGGCCGACCGAUCGAGUUCUCGUAAGCCCCUAUUACGAGUGUCUGCAGGACCUUCCACCAAGUUACGGCGAGGCAGAUGAAAAGUUCCGUAAAAUUGAUGCCUUUUGUGGAGUAAAAGACUACGGUUUGCGGGUCUAG
Molecule: messenger RNA, 543 nt
Organism: Didymodactylos carnosus
Lineage: Eukaryota; Metazoa; Rotifera; Eurotatoria; Philodinida; Philodinidae
Source: the annotation of a GenBank genome assembly